AUGAUCGACUCCUGUUGCGGCUCUGGCUUCUCCUCCCUGAGCUGUGGGGGAGGCUGCUACCGCGACCCCUGCUGCUGUCUCCCCGUGUCUUCCCAGACCACCGUGUGCCGCCCCGUGACCUGCGUGCCCCGCUGCACACGCCCCAUCUGCGAGCCCUGCCGGCGCCCCGUCUGCUGUGACCCAUGCUCCGGGCAGGACGGCUGCUGCUGCCCCAUCUUCUGCUGCCCCACAUCCUGCACGGCCGUGGUCUGCCGCCCCUGCUGCUGGGCCUCCACCUGCUGCCAGCCCAUCUCUGUGCAGGCCCCCUGCUGCCGCCCCCCCUGCUGCCAGCCUGCCGCCUGCCGCAGCACCUGCAGGACCUCCUGCUGCUGAGCAGCUCUGCACAGAACACUGUCAGGUGUGCAGAAACAUGCAAACUCUUCCCAUCCCUUAUGGAUCAGAUGAGAGAUACCGCCUUUGCAAGCUAUCAGCUCUUCAACAACUAACUCAACAAUAACUGUCUAUCCAGUUUCCCACAUAAUUAUGCAGUUAAUCCUGGCCCUCUUUGACAAUGGUUAGAAAAAUUCCAGCUUCCAUCAUUUGAAUUCCUGGCUUGAAAAAAAUGAGUAAAUAAAGAUCAAAGUUCGUCUUGAAUGAGCCUGUCCCACUGACUCAUCAUCACUUCUCUACUA
Manis javanica (Malayan pangolin) is the source of this 671-nucleotide messenger RNA. Its product is annotated as keratin-associated protein 2-1-like. The record is from RefSeq and is a predicted model, not a curated record. Lineage: Eukaryota; Metazoa; Chordata; Mammalia; Pholidota; Manidae. Gene Ontology annotation, cellular component: keratin filament.